Amphiprion ocellaris (clown anemonefish) is the source of this 1490-nucleotide messenger RNA. It is a transcript of the gene higd1a, whose product is annotated as HIG1 hypoxia inducible domain family, member 1A. Gene Ontology annotation, biological process: mitochondrial respirasome assembly. The transcript is spliced from 4 exons. The coding region runs from base 163 to 441 and encodes 92 amino acids. Lineage: Eukaryota; Metazoa; Chordata; Actinopteri; Pomacentridae. Gene Ontology annotation, cellular component: mitochondrion. The record is from RefSeq and is a predicted model, not a curated record.
CGUCAAGCUGCGUGAGAGUUACUGGUAUCUAUCACGUAGCCGGCUUAUUACCGGUCACUUCCUUCACAUGUGCAAACUGUAGCUCAGAAGUCUGAUUAAAAUCUCUUGAUAAUUUCUUUACCAGCGUUUUAAAAUAGUGACACGGUCCUUAAACCAGUCAACAUGUCUGCUUACGAGGAAAAUGAGUCCAAGUUUAUGCGUAAAGCAAAGGAGAAUCCAUUUGUCCCAGUGGGGAUGGCCGGAUUCUUCGCCAUUGUUGGCUACAGACUGAUGAAAAUGAAAAGCCGAGGAGACACUAAAAUGUCAGUGCACCUGAUCCACAUGCGUGUAGCUGCACAGGGUUUUGUGGUUGGAGCCAUGACUCUUGGGGUCAUCUAUUCAAUGUACAAAGAAUACGUUGUAAAGCCCAGAGAACAACAGAAAGCAGUGGAAAACAAGUGAACGUGGACUCUGAUAUUUUAUGUCCCUUACUAUACCUCACAUUAAGGUGUGCACCGCAAUUUCUUUCACAGAUGUAUCAUGACUUUUCUAUGUACACAUCCCUUCAAUAGUCGCUUUAAACAGCUGUAAGUCGUCGAUUCUCCUUCCUGUCUUGGUACACCAGAGGAUCGAACUGCCACUUCUGUAUUUACAAGGAGGUGUAUUGAUCUCGGCUGUUUUAAUAUUCGCCACAUUCUUUGUCUAUGCGUUACAAACCCAACUGGCUGGAUAUCUGUGUGGACAGGUGUCUUUACUGAUAGUUUAUUGAUUCUUGUUUUGAAUAUUGUGUGAGUGAAAAAUCAAAAAGAAAAAUUAUAGCAUGUAAUUUGAUGAUUAUAUGUAUGGCCAGGCUAAGCCUGGAUUUAAAAAAACAUGCCCCAUCUGGAGUUCUAUUUAUUUGACAUUAUUUUAUUGUGUCAGAUGAGCUAUAAUAUUUUAUGUAUUACUGUAGGAAUUUUUGCCAAAUUAAUAAUGUUUGCACAUUAUCCCAUUUUUGUGAAAUGGGCAUCUUAGUGCAUUUGGAAAAUGUUGAAGAAUGCGUUGAUGACACUUGGCUUGCGUACAGAUGGAGCCUCAUAUUACUUAACCAACUAGAACACAAGUGGUUUAUGACUUUGGGCAGCAUUGUACUAACCCACACAACAAGUUUAUAAAGACAUAAAUAUUUUUGAACCAUAAAGGUCUGUUGUAGGAAUAAUGUGGCUGGUUUUAUUUAAUAGCCUUUAUACAGUUUUAUUGUAAUGGCCAAGUUGAUUUUUUUUUUCUUUUCAGUAUUUUUCUGAUUAUCUUGUGCUACUCAGGGGUCCAAUGGUCAUGAGACAUGAGCUAAACAAACUGAGGCACACCUAUAAACAGUAGCCUAUAAAAUGUCAUAUAACUUACCUUGUGAUAUGAAAUAGAUGCCUUGUUAACUUAUUAGCAAAGCUGAAUUUUGACAGUUGUGUGCAAGUACAUAACAUUCUUUUUCUGAAAGUUGCUUCCUCUACAAAUAAAAAUCGCCAGUCAAGUAA